AUGGGCUCAGUUUUGUACGAAGUCAGCCGUUUAAUGAUGUAUAACAAGAACAACAACGAUAACAUAACAAGAACAGUAUCAAUAAAGGCCGUAGCCAAAGAGGUAUACAAAUAUUGUCAGGAAGAACACAAUAUUAAUGGUUUUAAAAACUGCAUUGCUUUUGGCCGCUAUGAACUGGACACGUGGUACCAUUCUCCCUAUCCAGAGGAGUAUGCCCGGCUUGGGCGACUCUAUAUGUGUGAAUUCUGCCUCAAAUAUAUGAAGAGUCAGACAAUACUUCGCAGACACAUGGCAAAAUGUGUCUGGAAGCAUCCUCCAGGAGAUGAAAUCUACCGCAAAGGCCCAAUCUCAGUAUUUGAAGUAGAUGGGAAAAAGAACAAGAUAUAUUGCCAAAACUUGUGCCUCCUGGCAAAGCUCUUCUUGGACCAUAAGACUUUGUAUUAUGAUGUCGAACCAUUUCUUUUCUAUGUCAUGACAGAAGCUGAUAACACAGGAUGCCACCUAAUAGGCUAUUUUUCCAAGGAAAAGAACUCAUUUCUCAACUAUAACGUUUCUUGCAUCCUGACAAUGCCUCAGUACAUGAGGCAGGGUUAUGGCAAAAUGCUUAUUGAUUUCAGCUAUUUACUCUCCAAAGUGGAAGAGAAAGUUGGCUCUCCAGAAAGGCCCCUCUCAGACUUGGGACUUAUUAGCUACCGUAGUUACUGGAAGGAGGUUCUUCUCCGUUAUCUGCAUAAUUUCCAAGGCAAAGAAAUCUCCAUCAAAGAGAUCAGCCAAGAGACAGCUGUCAAUCCUGUUGACAUUGUUAGCACUCUGCAAGCCCUUCAGAUGCUCAAGUACUGGAAAGGCAAACACCUGGUCCUAAAAAGACAAGAUCUUAUUGAUGAAUGGAUAGCCAAAGAGGCCAAAAGGUGCAACAGCAAUAAAAUCAUGGAUCCUAGCUGUUUGAAAUGGACCCCACCCAAAGGCACUUAAUUAACCAGUCUCUCCAAGAAGUGUGAACAUCCCAUUCAUGUGCUGUCAUCAUCACCACUGUGGGUACUUUUUCUUUUCCCAGCACUAGAAACAUCCUUCCAGAUCUUGGACAUGUGAUUGCUCUUGGUACCAGCUCUUCCCUUUCAGAUAUUUCUGCAGUGUUUUACUUUUUAUAGAACAUUUUUGAACAGACACCUUGUCUAUGAGGCAAGAUUGAAAAGAUGAGAGUUCUGGACAAUAUUAACACGACCUCAAGAAAGUGCAGUAGGAUUUAGUUGCUCCUCCAUCAGUUACUUGUUCCUAGCACAAAAACUAGGGUUGCUUCUCACAUUUUUAGUUUUAUAACUUCUUAGCCCUCUGAGAUGUAGUCCACCUAUGCAAUAUAGUGGAAUUGCAAAUGUGAUGGAAAGGAUCAUAUUGCUUCGUUUUGCCAAUUGGGGCAGAGAAAAAUCAAUUUUAAAUUUCUUUGUUAAAAACAAAGUAAAGCUAGUGGGGCUAGGGGCAGACAUUCUCAUUAGUCCAUUUCUAUACUAGCUUUUAUCCACAUGGUUUUAGUAGGUAAGAGAGCACUAAAAAAAAACCCAGCAAUCCUGUGCCUGUGUUCUGAAAUGCUCCAAUCUAUUCUAUUUGCCCUACAUUUUCUUGCCAUUCUGCUGCAUGUGUAUAUACAGUCUAGAUGUAUGUCCGUGAGACUAUUUCCUCACCACAUGUUGACAAGGUACAAGUAAGAAAUGAUCCAGUGCUUCCUGGAAUCCUGAAUUGCUUCUGGAUGUGCAAAUCUCUCACAUUUAUUUGCAGAACCUAAAACUUUCUUGUUCUUGGCACCUGUGUAUUCCAACAUUGUCAUCAAAAUAUUUUUCCCACUUCAGUCCACCAAGAGAGUUGAUGGGCAAGGAAGCUCCAAACUGACUUUGGUUUCUGAGAAUAGUAAUGGUUUUAUAAUUUUGGAUACAGGGUAUCAGAAGCAAUGAGUCAGCCCUCUGUGAAUUGGAUUUUGUAGCUGGGAUAGUCAAAUCCCCGAUGGGGAGAUAUCAGACAGGAAAGAUGUCACAUUACCUGAUCUUGAUUGCAUGCCGAAUGGAAAUACAAGAUGCCAUCACUUACUCUGUAAUUUUGGACAAGUGACCCUCAUGGCAGUUUUUGAAUAGACUCUGACUGCCAAUAUAUUUCAAGAGUCAAUUAAAUUAACUUUGUAGGGAAAAAUUGCAAGAUCAACAUUUGAGUCUUGGCAUAGCAUCGCCUCUCUAAUUUGGCAUGGCUCAUCAUUUUGGAUUAGUUACUUCAAGGGUCCUAUGCUUGAAGCCUAAGGAAUAUACAUAGAAACACAUUUCAUCAGCUGGUGGAGGAACACUGCUCUUUUUGCCAAAUUAUUCCUUUGCAGUAUAUAGCUAUAUACAUUCGGCAGUUUUGUGAUUUAUUAUUCAAUUUGUGAAGCUGCUGGAUAUGCUAAUGCCAGGCCUCAGGGCAAUUCGCUGCAGCUGACUGAAUGUAGUCUUCAUGAUGGCUUGUAUUUUUUGGGCCUACAUUGUCAAUUUGCAGAUUUUCCCUGCCAAUGAGACUGCCUUGGUCUGAUAAUUUUCUUAUCCUUUUUUCAAGCAUUCUGUAAGGAGAUUGAUAGCUUCAGCUAUAUUGCUCCAUAAAUGAAUGUUGAGAGUUAGCUCAGAAGUCACUGAGGGUAGGUGGAUAGUUAUGGGUAUUUUUAAAAUAUUUUUUUAUUAUUUUACAAAUGGAAAAUAAAGUCUAUUAUACAAGGUUAUCCAAAGACAAAUUUUAAUCUCAUUUUAAGGUUUGAUACCUGGAGGUUUAUCAUAAUAUGACUCCAUUUUAUUAUGACAUUAAAAUUAUCAGUUUUAAUUGAAAUUGUGACAAAUUAAAAAUAAAACUUCAAAACAACUAUAAUAGAUCUCCAGCAUCAGUUCCAUAUUAAGCUUUUUACCAUUGUAAGUCAGGUGCUACAAGUAUUUUAAUUUGCCCAUUUCUAAAACCCCGAUCUUCCUAUAUUACAAAAGGAAAAAGAGGAAAAAACUGGCUAGUCUGCUACACUAUUAUCUGCCAGUUCCAGUUAUGCAUAGGUGGCAAUGUAUACUAAAGAAUUGGCCUACCAAUAGUCUUUAUAAGCUUUCUUUCCUUUUUGCCUGUAUUAUUGGUGUGAAGUUAUGUCUCAGCUGCUGGCUGUGUUUCUGCUAUU
Molecule: messenger RNA, 3160 nt
Organism: Thamnophis sirtalis
Lineage: Eukaryota; Metazoa; Chordata; Lepidosauria; Squamata; Natricidae
Source: RefSeq, a predicted model, not a curated record